CUUGCUCUCAGCAGUCGAAGCCCUAGAGCUCAACACCACAACACCUCCAAUAUCCCACCAUACUUCUACAUAUAGCGGUUCAGGGUGUCAGCAAAGAUGGCUGAAUCUCUACCCUCCAAACUCGCCCAGGACCCCCUCUCACAGCCCAACCCCACAGAAGAACUUGACUCGGACCUCUCCGACAUCUUCAACUCCUCCGACUCCGACUCCGAUCCUUUCGCCCCUGACCUCAUCUCUGCCUCUAACCAUGCUGACUAUACCAAAUCCUACAACCGCCAACGCAAACUCCUUGACCCGUCCAUCCCCUCCUCGCAAAAACCUAAACACAACUCGCAGCAGAAGCCGGCUGCGAACACCAGCGCGUCGAUCGAUGAUCAAAUCGCAUCUCUCGCUAAACACGCUUCUAAAAUCCGACUCGACGAUGGGGGCGGCGGGAAAGAGAGAGGCAAGGAUAAAAGCGAUCGCGCGACUAGCGAGCAAGUUCUUGAUCCUCGGACACGGAUGAUUUUACUGCAGUUGAUUAAUCGAAAUGUUGUGUCGGAGAUCCAUGGUGUGAUUUCUACUGGGAAGGAGGCGAAUGUGUACCACGCUAUUUCUGAGACUACGCUCUCUGAUCCUGACGAAGCGGAUGGAGACAGGGGAGUAUCGGUCCAACACCGCGCAAUCAAGGUCUACAAAACGUCAAUACUUGUAUUCAAAGACCGCGACAAAUACAUGGCCGGCGAAUUCCGCUUCCGCGCCGGCUACAACAAGUCCUCAAACCGGGCCAUGGUGAAAAUCUGGGCGGAAAAGGAAAUGCGAAAUCUCAAACGCAUUUUCAGCGCUGGGAUCCCGUGUCCAGAACCCCUAUACCUCCGGCUGCAUGUUCUAGUCAUGGGUUUCCUAGGGGACCGCAAAGGCUGGCCAGCACCGCGACUUAGAGAUGUACAGUUCACGGGGCUGGGGCCGAUGGAGGAAGAGGAGAGGUGGAAGGAGUUGUAUGGGGAGUUGGUGGUGUGUAUGAGGAUGAUGUGGAAGGUUUGUAAGCUCGUGCAUGCGGAUUUGAGUGAGUAUAAUGUGUUAUAUCACAACUCGAAGUUAUACAUCAUUGAUGUCUCGCAAUCGGUUGAACACGACCACCCCCGGAGUCUCGAGUUUCUGCGCAUGGACGUCAAAAACGUAUCUGAUUUCUUCCGGUCGAGGAAUGUGGACGUCUUGUCGGAGAGGAGAGUGUUUGAGUUUGUCACUGAUGCAGAGGGCGGGAUGGAGAUGAAGGAGAUGAAGGAAACCAUUUCGCGGAUUUUUGACAAGAGGGCACGAUUAACUGAGGAGGAGAAGACUAAAGAGGAACAAGAUGAUGAGGUUUUCCGCAACCAGUACAUCCCGCAAACCCUCGCUCAGGUCUACGAUAUUGAGCGCGACGCUGAGCUCGUUAAUUCUGGUCAUUCAGAUGCUCUGGUCUACCAAAAUCUCCUCGCUAAAAAUCCUAACGACUCCUCUUUGAAACCAGACGAGCCCAACUCUGAGGAUGAUGAAAACGACAGUGAGUCGGAAGAUGAGGGAGAUGAGGAUCAGGAUCAAAGUAUAUUUGAAAAAGGUACGCCCCGUGGGAAGAAGAAUAUGGAUAAGGAGAAUAAGAAGGCGCAUAAGCUGGCGGUUAAGGAGGAGAAGAGGGAGAAGAGGAAGAACAAGAUGCCGAAGAAUAUUAAGAAGAAGUUGGUUAGUCAGAGUUCGAGGAAGAAGUGAGGGGUGAGAUUGUUUGUUCGGGGAAGUGGAAGGUAGAAGGUGGUGAGCUGGAGAGAGAGGAUCGAGCUGCGGGGUAAACCAAGUAUGGGGGGAUGGGAUUAAUGCGUCAUGCUUGCUUGCAUUUGUUAGGAGUUUCGUAGAAAAGGAAAAGGAAAACCAAUGGGAAAGGAAAAAGGAAUGUGAAUGUGGGUUACGCGUACAUAUUGAAUGCAUGAUAGAUCAUUGAC
Lindgomyces ingoldianus is the source of this 1952-nucleotide messenger RNA. Its product is annotated as Serine/threonine-protein kinase Rio1. Gene Ontology annotation, biological process: maturation of SSU-rRNA. Lineage: Eukaryota; Fungi; Ascomycota; Dothideomycetes; Pleosporales; Lindgomycetaceae. Gene Ontology annotation, molecular function: ATP binding; protein serine/threonine kinase activity. The record is from RefSeq and is a predicted model, not a curated record. The transcript has a single exon. The coding region runs from base 97 to 1725 and encodes 542 amino acids. Gene Ontology annotation, cellular component: cytosol; preribosome, small subunit precursor.